Molecule: messenger RNA, 2915 nt
Organism: Haliotis rufescens (red abalone)
Lineage: Eukaryota; Metazoa; Mollusca; Gastropoda; Lepetellida; Haliotidae
Product: solute carrier family 28 member 3-like
Exons: 11
Coding region: 12-1817 (601 amino acids)
Biological process (GO): nucleoside transmembrane transport
Cellular component (GO): membrane
Molecular function (GO): nucleoside:sodium symporter activity
Source: RefSeq, a predicted model, not a curated record
CACCUGGCAAGAUGACGGACUCAACUGAUCCAGGAAAUGACAGCGCACCUGUAACAGUGAAGGAUGUUGGGAUUGGCAUGGACACAGAUAACACACUAGACUUUGAAGACAACUGCUGGAGCUCUGCGAUCAUGCGUUUACAGAAUUCAGUCAGCAGAUUCAUUGAAAAGCACAAGGGUAAAAUGGUUGCUGUUGUCAAAGGACUGCUGUUGCUGCUUUACCUCGCCUACUUCGGGUAUUGUAUGUACUACAAAUUUGGAGACGAAGGGUCCAUUCGUCUGAUGGUUGGAACAGUAUUUGGAGCUCUGUACAUGGUGAACAAAACAACCAAAGACAUGUGCAAAUUCACCUGCCUUGGACGAUGUACGUCAGUUUUGGAAGGAAGGAAGAAGGCACUCACAGUGCGACGAUGGAUCAGAAGGGGCCUGUACCUGCUGGUGAGCGCCGGGGUGGCUGUGUACAUAGGACUGGACGUGGUCAGGUACAACCCCCAGAAUAUCCAGGCACUUCUGGGCGUAGGAAUCUUUAUGUGUCUUGGGUUUGUCUUCUCCACCAAUCCCGCCAAGGUGAACUGGCACCCCGUGUUCUGGGGUAUUGCGGUUCAGUUUGUGUUCGCCCUGCUUAUUCUACGGACGCCCUGGGGGUAUGGGGUGUUUGAGUGGAUUGGACACCGUGUGGAGGAAUUCAUAAACCACGCUAAUGCUGGAGCAGAGUUUGUGUUCGGGAAGUCCUUCCGGGAUCACAGGAUAGCUUUUGCUGUGAUGCCAGGGGUGUUGUUUUUCAACGCCUCGAUAUCCGUGUUGUACCACAUGGGUGUGCUUCAGGCGAUCAUGAAUAAACUCGGGUCCUUCCUGUCCUUCUGUCUGGACUGUGGGCCCAUCGAGUCUGUGGUAGCCUCGGCGAACAUCUUCAUAGGCCUGGCUGAAGUGCCUCUCUUGGUCCGACCGUAUUUGAAGCAUGUGACGGAAUCAGAACUUCAUGCCAUCAUGACGUGUGGUUUCGCCAGCGUCAGUGGCGGCAUCUUGGGGUCAUACAUACAACUCGGAGUUCCCGCCAACCAUCUGUUGUCCGCUGCUGUGAUGUCUGCCCCCGCCGCUCUCGCCAUCACCAAACUCAUGUGUCCAGAAACAAAGAAGUCGUACUUCAGAGAUGGAGUGAAGAUGGAACUGGGACUAGAAAAGCAUCGUAACAUCCUCUCCGCUCUGUCCAGCGGUGCCGUUGAGGCUGUCAAAAUCAUUGCCAACAUUAUCGCGAGCAUGAUCGCCUUCGUCGCCAUGUUGAGGUUUGUUGACAAGACCCUGGAGUGGUUCGGAAGACAGGCAGGAUUCUCUAGCCUUUCAUUUGGGCUGGUGUGUUCCUAUCUGUUCUACCCCAUCUCCUACGUGAUGGGCGUGGCCACCCAGGAUUGCGGGAAGAUGGGGGAGCUGUUGGGCAUCAAGAUCUUUGGCACCUCUACCAUCAGUUUCAGUCAACUCGGGAUACUGAGAAGAAACCGCCAAGAGCUUCUUGACUAUGUGACCACGCAUAACGACACGUGGCACUGGCAGGGUAGUGACGUCAUACUCGAGGCAACCAAUCAGACGCUCCUUUAUGGAAUCGUUGGUGAACGGACGGAAGUAAUAGCUACCUACGCUCUCUGUGGGUUCUCCACCGUCACCGCUAUAGGUGUCACACUGGGGACACUGAUUCCCAUUGCACCUGAACGGAAAGAGGAUAUUGUCAGACUCGUCAUCCGGGCCCUUAUUGCGGGAAACGCAGCCUCGUUCAUGACAGGUUCCAUUGCAGGGUUGCUGUACAACGGGCAGAUGUUGCAGUGACGUUUGUUACAAUGACCAGACCUGCUUCCUGUAACUCAACCACUCACUCGCAUUCUCUCUCAUUCACAAUACGCUCACACCCGGUUACGCGUUCUUGUAUCGACUGAUGGGAUCGGGAGACUCGCUGACUUGGUUGAUUGCAUGUCAUCGUAUCCCAAUUAUGUAGAUCGAUGCUAAUCACCGGAUCUUCUGGUCCAGACACGAUUAUUUACAGACCGCCGUUAUGUCGCUGAAACAGCAAACUCACACUGUCAUUUAAUUCUUGAAAGUCUGCAUUGUUCUUAUGCUGGAAUAUGGGUUAUAAAGUUACGAUAUUUUGUCAUGUCAAUCGUGAAAAACUAUAAAGAAAGGUUACAUACAUGGGAAUUAGGAAUCCUGAUUGAUGCAUACACUGAAAAAUCACUGAAUUCACUGAAAACUAUUUCACAUCGGUCUUGGCAAAAGUAGUUAAUAAACCUUUUAAAGAAAGGUUGAUUCCAGGACAGUGUAGGAUCUGCCCAUUACACAAAUCAGUUGAUAAGAACAUGACAGAAAACCAGAUACACUGCAUCAGGUGAUGACCAGAUUCAUGAAAUGAUGCCUAAUUAAUUCUACAGGUACUCUUUCCGAACUAUGUAUUCACCCCAAACACUUACAAAAACUGUGUGAGUAGCGGGGGCGACUAUUGGAGCACCACACGCUUACCCUUUUCGAGAACACCUGACAUCAUCUCUAUAUGAUAGUGACACAUUAUAUUGAUUAACACAUUAUCAUGAUAUUGUCGGAAUCAUACAAUCGACUGAGCUUUCUUAUAGUUAUGUCAUGAAAGGGUUUUGUCUCUUGUAUCAUGUUAGAAAUGAAAUGUUUAUCCUACCAGAAUGUCCGAACAUUAGUCUCUGUAGAUAUCUGGGGUAUGUGAUACUGUUAUACAAAAAACACACUUGAACCAUUUGCCAUAACCCCGGGAUGAGAUAAGUACAGUGUACAGAUACCAAACACUGAUAUGUACAGGUGGCUAUUUCACAAAUGUAACCAGAAUACGGACUUAGCCCCUUGAUGUGUGAUUCCGUGAUAUGUUGUUGUACCAUGUACUUCUUUUAGAUAAAUGUUUAACUUAUG